UUCUUCUUGUCUUGUUAUGUGCAUGCAUCUUAGCUUGUUUUUUUUACUCUUUCUGGGUUCAAGUUUUUCUCAGCUUUGUUCUUCUGUCGAUAGUUUGUUGAAAUCAUUUUAUCUCAUUUCAAAAUCUUUUUGCCUUUUUUCUUUGGACACUUUAAUGGAGAGAUCUUACAACUGUCUUUGUCUAUCUGUUUUCUUGUAAUUUGGUAGUGGCAUAAUUUAUUUGAUGUUGAUAAGCAGUGAUCUGCAACAAUUGUUUGUGUACUGAGAAAGGAUGCCAAACCAGCUAUGGUUUGCACUGCUAAUGACUUAUCAGCGUGGAAGGAUUUUCCAAAGGGCCUCAGGGUUCUUCUUCUUGAUGAGGACAGUAGUUCUGCUGCUGAGAUAAAAUUGAAGCUUGAAGCAAUGGACUAUGUUGUUUCUGCAUUCUGCAAUGAGAACGAAGCUAUGUCAGCAAUUUCAAAUAAACCUGAAAGCUUCCAUAUUGCCAUUGUAGAGGUAAGUACAACCAAUAGCGAUGGGAGACUCAAGUUUCUUGAAGCUGCUAAGGACCUGCCUACCAUAAUGACUUCAAACAUUCAUUGCUUGAGCACUAUGAUGAAAUGCAUAGCGCUAGGUGCAGUUGAAUUCCUCCGAAAACCACUCUCUGAGGAUAAACUAAAGAAUAUAUGGCAGCAUGUGGUUCAUAAGGCAUUCAAUUCUGGGGGAGGUGUCCUCUGUGAUUCGCUGAAGCCUGUCAAAGAAUCAGUGGUCUCCAUGCUGCAUCUCCAACUGGAAAAUGGAGAACCCAAGAAUGAGAACUCAGUGAAUGCAAAAAAUAUUUCCUUGGAUUAUAAGAAUGACAAUGAACAGUCUGAAGGGAGUGAUAAGUAUCCUGCUCCUUCUACACCACAAUUAAAACAGGGUGGACGAUUACUGGACGAUGUUGAUUGCCAAGAUAAUGCCAACUGCUUGACAGAGAAAGAGAGUGGGGAGCAAGAUGGCGAAUCUAAAUUUGUCGACACUACUUGUGACAACUCAAUUGGUGAAGGAACAUCACCAGAAGACCAACCUCAGAGACCGGUAGAAACUGUGGUCAAAGAGGAGCAUGACACAACCGAUGUUUCAAAAGCUGAGUGCACCGCGUGUCCUCAACUUCAUGAUAAAGAAGGUCCCAAAGAUUCAAAUAGUGUUGUUGAAAAACGUAUUAAAGCUUCUGGUCUUCAUAACUCUUGCGGGAUUAAAACUAAUCGAAAAAAGAUGAAGGUGGACUGGACACCUGAACUGCACAAAAAAUUUGUGGCCGCUGUAGAGCACCUAGGUGUCGAUCAAGCCAUUCCUUCUCGAAUACUAGAGCUUAUGAAAGUGGAAGGGCUGACAAGGCAUAAUGUGGCAAGUCACCUCCAGAAAUAUCGAAUGCAUAAGAGGCACAUCUUGCCCAAGGAAGAAGACCAAAGAUGGCCAGAAUCAAGAGAUCACAGGCACAGGAGUUGUUAUCCACAUAGACCUAUUAUGGCAUUCCCUCCAUAUCAUUCUAAUCCUGUUCUCUCUGCCGGUCCAGUCUACCCUGUGUGGGGUGCACCAAGUAAUCACCCUGUCGGUGUCCAGAUGUGGGGCCCGCCUGGAUAUCCUCCAUGGCAACAGGCAGAAAGUUGGCAUUGGAAACCUUAUCCUGGGAUGCCUGCUGAUGCAUGGGGUUGUCCUGUGAUGCCACCUCCUCAUGCUUCUUAUUCUUCUUACCCUCAAAACACAUCUGGGUUUCAGAAUUCUGGUGUGGUUGAUAACAGCUACAAAAUGCCACAGAAUUCUGUGGAUUUCCAUCUGGCAGAGGAAAUCAUUGACAAGGUUGUGAAAGAGGCCAUAAGCAAGCCAUGGUUACCGCUACCAUUGGGACUAAAGCCUCCAUCGGCAGAUAGUGUGUUAGCAGAGCUGUCUAGACAAGGCAUCUCCACAAUCCCUCCUCACAUCAACGGCUCUCGUUUGUGCUGAUGGUUGCAUCACACCAUCACUUUCCACCAUUAUUCAAAGAAGAUAGUGAGGAGGUAGACCACCCACCCAACCCCCCAACUUUUAAAAUUUGUUGGUCUUUGUGGUCACUUGAUACUACCAAUUGGUAAAUAUCACGUCACAACUCACACCAAGACACAACCAAAAGUACUUUUUCUGGUUCUGGUCUGAUCUCCAUCUGGGCAGAGCUAAAAAGGGUUCACUUUCCAACCCAAAAACAAAGGAACCAAAAAACAAUGAUAUGUGGGUGUAAAUAGAUGCUAACAGCUGUAUGGCGUCGGGGCUUUGAGGAUGUAAAUUGUUUUUGGUGAUAAGAGUAUUUGUAUUAUUGGUAUGGGAAUAAGCAGGUAGAAGUGGUACGUUAUGUUGUUGGGGGGGUGGACCUUUCCUUGCCGUCUAAUAAUCGAAAAUUUAUGGUGGGGUUUUGGAUAUAUUUAUGGUGGGACAUGAUUAUGAACAUUUUGAAUAAAGUUGACAAGGAACCUCAAUGAA
Molecule: messenger RNA, 2475 nt
Organism: Mangifera indica (mango)
Lineage: Eukaryota; Viridiplantae; Streptophyta; Magnoliopsida; Sapindales; Anacardiaceae
Product: two-component response regulator-like APRR2
Exons: 12
Coding region: 286-1965 (559 amino acids)
Biological process (GO): positive regulation of DNA-templated transcription; phosphorelay signal transduction system
Cellular component (GO): nucleus
Molecular function (GO): DNA-binding transcription factor activity; transcription cis-regulatory region binding
Source: RefSeq, a predicted model, not a curated record